GAUUACUUGUGUAAAUUAUUGUAAAAUAUGAAUAUUUAUUUUGUGGAUAAUAUUAGGCAAGAAGAAAUUGAUACAUUUUAUGAAGCAUGUCAGCGACAUAGAGACUAUUAUCGAGGGUAUCCAAAAGCGUACCAUCCCUUAGAAUACUUUAGGGAACCAGGAUAUUCGGGACAAUGCCCGCAAGAUAUGACCACCGUGUACCUAUCGUAUCCGAGGUUCCACGUGAAGUACAAGCAGCCUCAUGUGUUGCCAAGGGACACAGGCCGUACUAGUGGAUUCCCCAGCCUUCCGGAACGCACCCUCGGUGGCCGCUACAACAAGAACCCUUGUAAAUUGUUCGUUAGAUAGAGUUCUUCAAUAUCGUUGGUUUUCUAAAAAUCCUUAGAUAAAUUGUUUUCUGAUAUGUAUUUAAAAUAUAAAAUAAUAAUAUCUAGUAAAUAA
Messenger RNA from Aricia agestis (brown argus), 441 nucleotides. RefSeq lists its product as uncharacterized. NCBI's taxonomy places the organism in Eukaryota, Metazoa, Arthropoda, Insecta, Lepidoptera, Lycaenidae. The record is from RefSeq and is a predicted model, not a curated record. The transcript has 3 exons. The coding region runs from base 28 to 348 and encodes 106 amino acids.